CAUUGAACUUACUCGAAACACAAGGGACCAUUUUUGCCAUUUUCUCCUUAAAAUUUCGACGCCUCAAAUUGAGCUUUAGUAGCAGCAGUCAAGAACAUCAGCAGGCAACGAUUCAUGGCUUUCCUCUUCCACAAAUUCCAAGAGGCGGUGAAAAUUCUUGCUAAAAGCCCCACUUUCGCUAGAGAAUCGAGGAUUCUUCAGUUCGAAGCUGAUACAAAUAUUCUAUUCCUUUACACUAGUUACAACCGUUUAGGAAGGAAUGCUGAAGAAGCUGAUGCAGAGGAGAUUAUUGAUAUCGCUAACAAAGCCUCCUUAGCCGAUCAACAAAAGCAGGUCCAUGAGAAUGUGCAUUCUCAGGUUUCAAGCUUUUGCAGAUAUAUGGAUGACAUAUUACUCCUGGAUCAAAAAGUCAAUGACAAUCUGGCCACAUCGCCUACAGCAACAAAUUCUUCUCCUGGUAGUAGUGGGCUUGGUCUUGCUGCUGGUGGGAAUUCUCCAUUACAAAACCAAACAGCUGUACCUGAAACCAAGGCAUUGCAGCGCAGAGAGGUUUCACAGAGGUUAAAGGAUCUUAUGAGCUACACGCUCGAGGUCAAACCAUCUAAAAUUCCCCAUGAAGAUGCUGGGAAGGGUUUAUUCUUACAGGGUGAAGCCAAUAUUGGUUCUGUCAUAGCAUUCUAUCCUGGAGUUGUCUACUCUCCAGCAUAUUACCGGUAUAUUCCUGGGUACCCUAGAGUGGAUGCCCAAAAUUCACAUUUGAUCACACGGUAUGAUGGGACUGUGAUCAAUGCCCAGCCCUGGGGUGCUGGUGGUGAAUCUCGUGAAAUAUGGGAACCUAAGCACACUAUGCAAGCUGAUGAAAAAGGUUCUGAUGUGAUGAACCGUGAAUUGCUGGAAAGGAGAAACCCUCUAGCCUUUGCUCAUUUUGCCAACCACCCAGCUAAAGGCAUGGUCCCCAAUGUAAUGAUCUGUCCUUAUGAUUUUCCCCUUCUUGAGAAGGACAUGAGACCCUAUAUACCUAAUGUUUCAUUUGGACACGGUGAAGAAAUAGAGAUGAAGAGAUUUGGCAGCUUUAUGAUCAAAUCGUGGAAGUCCAGCAACAAUGAAUCAAAGGUUGUCCCUGUUCUGAAGACACUUGUUCUUGUGGCUACUAGAGCAAUUUGUGAUGAAGAGGUUCUGCUGAACUACAGACUGAGCAAUUUAGAGCAUAUACCAUCGUGGUAUACUCCAGUAGAUGAAGGAGAUCAUUGAAGGAGGUGGAGCUAAGAUCAUUAUGAUGAUGGAUGCAUGUAUAAGUUGUUGAACAACCAUAUAAACAAGCAGGUUCAUAUUACUAUCGGUCGUCAUUCAACGUCAGGAUAGAGUGAAGGCAUUAAUUUUGGUGAUGUUAUCUGGUUCCUCUUUCAGUUCUCCGUGUUUUAGAAAGCCUAGGUCUUAACAAUUGUGGCUGACCAAUUAGGAGUUGCAUUAAAAGAAAAUGAUGUGCUGAGUUCUAGGAAUAGUUUAACUUUGCACAGAUGACACAUGAUUAAGUUUUCCGUGAUUUUCAAAAUAAAGGAGGAAAAAGAAACCGUCUUGGUUGAAAGGAUAAUUGUGACUGUUUAAAGUCAAAAACCUGCUUUCUUUGUGCUUGAUUAUGCAGUUACUCUUUUGUGAUUGAUUAUUCGAUUGAGAGUCAGGAAUUGUACUUAAAGAUAAGGUAUGUUGUUUACUUGUGAUAAUAGAUUUAUUUUGCGCUCUUGCUUGA
Molecule: messenger RNA, 1747 nt
Organism: Lycium ferocissimum
Lineage: Eukaryota; Viridiplantae; Streptophyta; Magnoliopsida; Solanales; Solanaceae
Exons: 4
Coding region: 115-1251 (378 amino acids)
Source: RefSeq, a predicted model, not a curated record